UCGUGAAUCCCUAAUAGCGUACACUGAGCCAUAUCCGCAGACCUGGAUGGCAUCGCUGGGUGCCCUGUGCCAGACUGGAGCAGCCGCCAAGACCACUACUGUGAGCCGUUAGUGAGGACACAGAGCGUCUGUGAUGCACCAUUCCUCACGUUUGGAGUUUUAUUAGUUCCUGGCUCAUUAUUACCAUCGAUUCCUCUGAGGACAGAUUGUCUUUUUUAAAUCUUUUUUAUUGCCAAGUUGGAUUGCUUUAAUUAAUCGUCUUCCGUUGUCUACUUUUAGUUCUCAACGCAGAGUCCCGUUUCCAGGACGGAUCAUUCUCUGGUGCGUCAAAAGCUGCGCGGUUCGGAGUUUCCUUCCCCGAUCUCUUUCUUUUUUUUCUGUGCCGUGAACAUUUGCCUCCGGUCUGCUAGCUCCACACUGACACGAUCAUGUGCGACUCUCCGCGGUGAGAACGGGAUGCCCACUCUGUGAAACGGCGCCGGAUGGAUGGGCGGACGUGUCGCGUUCUAAGGGCGCACUGGAAUAAUACAGUGAACUGACAGGAGGAUCAGCGUCCCUUGCUCGGCUGUUUUCUCUUGGAGUUCAUCCAUUUUUUUUCUCCACCCCCCUCUCCCCCCUCCCCACCACCACCUCUGGAAUUGUUACAUUUAUUCCUUAUAGGCUUUGAUCACCUGCUAUGCGUCUGGUGUGCAAAAUACCUGGUGGAAGGUGUACAGCGGGAUUCAGCCUGAGACAGCAGGACAUCCGCAACUGAAAGAGAAAGAACCCCGUUUCCUCCUUUCGAAUCUUUUCUGAUCUGUGCGUAAUGCACGUGGAAUGAAGACAGAGGAUGGAUAUAAUUUGGGAAAUAUUGAUCAUUCUUCACGCCAAUGUGAUCGUCUGCAUAUCAGCACAGCCGAAUCCGCCGAAAAUUCACGAAGGAUGGUGGGCGUACAAAGAGGUGGUGCAGGGGAGCUUCGUACCAGUGCCGUCGUUCUGGGGGCUGGUGAACUCGGCCUGGAACCUGUGCUCGAUGGGGAAGAGGCAGUCACCAGUUAACAUCGAGACCAGCCACAUGAUCUUUGACCCCUUCCUCCAACCAAUAAAGCUGAACACAGCCGGACGCAAGGUGGGAGGGACCAUGUACAACACGGGCCGCCACGUCUCCCUGCGAUUGGACAAGGAGCAUCUGGUGAACAUCUCUGGAGGACCAAUGACGUACAGCCACCGCCUGGAGGAGAUCCGGCUACACUUCGGCAGCGAGGACGGCCAGGGCUCCGAACACAUGCUGAACGGACAGGCCUUCUCCGGAGAGGUUCAACUGAUCCACUACAAUCAUGAGCUGUACACAAAUUAUACAGAAGCUGCUAAAAGCCCCAAUGGAUUGGUCGUAGUGUCCAUAUUCAUGAAGAUUGCUGAGACAUCAAACUCAUUCCUGAAUCGAAUGCUGAACAGAGACACCAUCACAAGAAUAACAUACAAAAAUGACGCGUAUCUACUGACCAACCUGAACAUAGAGGAGAUUUACCCGGAGACAAGUAGUUUUAUCACAUAUGAGGGAUCGAUGACCAUCCCUCCGUGCUUUGAGACCGCCACAUGGAUCCUGAUGAACAAGCCGGUGUACCUCACACGCAUGCAGAUGCACUCCUUGCGGCUGCUGAGCCAGAACCAGCCGUCUCAGAUCUUCCUGAGCAUGAGCGAUAACGUCCGCCCGGUCCAGCCGCUGAACAACCGCUGCAUCCGCACCAAUAUCAACUUCAGCGUGCAGGGCAAAGACUGCCCUAACAACAGGGUUCAGAAGCUCCAAUACCGAGUGAACGAGUGGUUGCUGAAGUAGCCUCCCUUGGAUGAGCAUGGAGACGGUUGUCGAAGAGACGGAGAGAGCGGGACGAGGCGAGGGAGGAGGAGGGGAGGACGGAGGACAAGGAGGAGGAGGAGGAGGAGAGAGAUGUGAAACGGGGCUAAAGGCUGCAUCUCAUCCCAGAUUACUUCAUGGCAUUGUAUAAACACCGGACAUUGUACCAAUAAGGAACUUUGUAUCGCGAGCGAAGAGACUCUUCUUUUCAUACAUUGAGAACAGUUUGAACCCCUUCGAUCUAGCACACGCUAACAAUCCCCCCCCCCCCCCCCCCCC
This is a messenger RNA of Anarrhichthys ocellatus (wolf-eel), 2113 nucleotides long. RefSeq names its product carbonic anhydrase Xa (gene ca10a). NCBI's taxonomy places the organism in Eukaryota, Metazoa, Chordata, Actinopteri, Perciformes, Anarhichadidae. Bases 830 to 1816 code for a protein of 328 amino acids. Gene Ontology annotation, molecular function: carbonate dehydratase activity; zinc ion binding. The record is from RefSeq and is a predicted model, not a curated record. Gene Ontology annotation, biological process: one-carbon metabolic process. The transcript has 10 exons.